CCGAGUUAAAGUGUCCUGGCUGAUAUGAAUGACAAUUUAGAAAAAUUACUUGAAUGUGAAAUUUGCCUCAUAAAGUAUGAGGAGCCAAAAGUGUUGGACUGUCAACACAUCUUCUGCAAACAUUGCCUGGAGAGACUGGUGACUCAAACUCGAGUCGGUAGACAUUACAAGAUCGCAUGUCCCGUAUGCAGGAAAAUAAGUAAGGUACCCAAUGGCGAUGUAGCAAACCUUCCGUCCAACUACCUCAUAAAUCGUCUGCUGGAUUUCAGAAGCACGGCAAAUUCCAAGCCCUCUUGUGGUAAUCAUGAGGGCAAAAUUCUUAAGCUCUUUUGCCUGACUUGUCAGCAGUUGAUUUGUCGGGACUGCACUUUAAUAGAUCACCGCGGCCACAACUACGAUUUUGCUAAACAUGUAUUUCCCGGUGAGAAAGAAAAGAUCUUAAAUGCAAUGCGGGAAUCAAACGAAAAGAUCCUUACUUUAGAAGCAUCCAUGGAUGAUUUCGAGGAGCAGAAGAAAAGUCUAGAUCAAAACGCAGAAGAGAUCAAGCAGAAAAUUGACGAUUUCUGCGAUGAAACGAUUCAGUUCCUUAAAAAAGAAAAGCAACGCUUGAAGGAUGAUCUGCAAGAAUCAGUAAAGACCCAGAAGGAGAAACUUUAUUUAGAGAUGAGGUAUUUCUUAGAUUCACUCGACUAUGUAAAGCAGAGACUAGGGGUUACAGAGCACAUUCUCGCUAAAGUAAGCGACGAAGAUGCUCUAUUGGCAAAAAAUGAAAUACUCAAACAACUUGAUGAUAUUAACUGUGUUUUACCCCAUUUAAUGCCAACCCCUCUGAUGAAAUAUGACUUUGGAGCCGAUGACAUGUUGGAUGUGAUCAAUAAAAUAGAAGCUUCUUCCCUGCAAUAAAAUUUGGAGAGAUUUGGUUUUGCGACUGAUUUGUGAUAAUUAGAAUGAUAGUGGCAGGAAAAAAACACUGAGGUUUUUCCUAAACAACAGCAAGUUAAUUAGAUUAUGGAUUCUACAUUCAAACUUGGUGAGAUAAUCAAAUUAAAUUUAUUCAUAUUGUAUUAGUGUCCCCAUUUAGUGGUUAUGUACUGCUAUUUUAGUCUGACACUUAAAUAAAGGUAUUCAUUCAUUCAUUCAUUCAUUCAAUAUGGUUUGUUUACAUGUAAAGGCAAUUAUUGUAAUUAUAGCUUCACAGAUGUUUUUUAAGUAAAAUAGAAUGUUUCAAUAGCUUUAAUCCUUCCUCUUCAAAAUAAAUUACUGUUUCUGGAAUAGAAUUAGAGGAAGCAGGUUAUAAAAACUUUUGAUUCAGCUCCUUAUUUGAAUACAUGAGUAGCAUUUGAUGUUUUCUAAUGAAACAGGAUGGGUCGGCUGAAGAUACCCCAUGAGUAGUGAACUUGACAGUAACAAAGGUGACUAAUUGAUAAAACUUGAGCACUUAGAAAUUAUACCUUAGCUUAAAACUUUUUUUUGUUCCGGGAAUUACAGUUUAAUGAGAUCAUUAAAAUGCCAGUCUCUAUACAGGAAUGCACCUUCCUUGACCUACACAGUCCUAAACAAUGAGAUAACUGAUAAAAAGGUUUGUGUGUUUGGAAGAACUACUGUAAGUGCAGUGGCACCUAGUGACAAAAAUUAAUAAUUUCUUGUAAGUAUGAAUGUAUGUAAGUUAUGUAAGAAAUUGACCCUUUUUUGAUGAUUGUGGUGUUUUUCCUUCAGAAUCUAGACUUUCAACUUUGUAUUAAUUGUAAAUUUUUAUCAUAUUUAUUCCUUGUACUUUAAGCCCUUAAAAUUUGUCGCAGGGGAGUCUGUUACCUGACUUCCUUUGUCUAUAAUUGUGUGAUUACAUCAUGAUGCAUAAAGUUUUCAGUACUGUAAAUGGUAACAUUGUAGUUGCCAGCAAUGCAAUUUGUAAUGCUACUUGGAUGGAAUUAAAUACUCGGACCCAAGCUCUAAA
Molecule: messenger RNA, 1954 nt
Organism: Stylophora pistillata
Lineage: Eukaryota; Metazoa; Cnidaria; Anthozoa; Scleractinia; Pocilloporidae
Product: tripartite motif-containing protein 2
Molecular function (GO): zinc ion binding
Source: RefSeq, a predicted model, not a curated record